Messenger RNA from Durio zibethinus, 1166 nucleotides. Its product is annotated as putative calcium-binding protein CML22. The record is from RefSeq and is a predicted model, not a curated record. Gene Ontology annotation, molecular function: calcium ion binding. Lineage: Eukaryota; Viridiplantae; Streptophyta; Magnoliopsida; Malvales; Malvaceae.
UUUUUUAAAAAGAACUUAUGCUUUAUCUUUAAUGCGUAAGAUGAUUUUUGAAACAAAAGAAUAAAGAUGCACUUCCUAGUUGUCAAAGGCCAUUAUUAUGGAAUCUCCACUCUCAAAACUCACCUUAUUUUUGCUUAUUCUUUACCCCUUCUCUUCAUCUUUAUUUUUUCAGCUCUGUGGGACUAACUACAGCUUUCUCUUCAUCAUUCCCUUUUGACUUCAAAACUUUUCCUUCAUCAUCUCUUCUUCUCUUGCAAGAACUAUCAGCUUCAUCAUCUCUAACACCAUUAAGUUAAGCUUCAAUGGGCAAAUAUCAUCCUUGCCCUUCCCUGAAGUCCUUGUCCAGCAGAAUAGGAGGCAUACUUUGCCAUUGUGGUUCGAAAAACAAGUACAAGAAGCUGGAUUCAAAGCUUGAAAGGAAAAUGAUUGAAAUGAAGAGAAGUGCAUCAGGACAAUCUAAUUUCAAAUCAAUUGACAGCAUAAUCAUGAGGUUCCCUCAGUUCAGAGAUGGAUUGAGAAACCUCAGAGGCGUAUUUGAGCAAUAUGAUGAAGACUCUAAUGGAACUAUUGAUCGUGAGGAGCUGAGUAAGUGCUUGGAGAAACUGCAACUUUGCCUGACAAAAGAGGAGGUUGAGGAUUUGUUCCACUCCUGUGACAUUGACGGGAGUGAAGGGAUACAAUUUAAUGAGUUUAUUGUUCUGCUAUGUCUCAUCUAUCUCCUAAUGAAACCUUCCUUCUCGCCUGAUACUACAUUGAAUGUGGAUUCACCACAGCUUGAGGCCACUUUUGAUACUAUUGUUGAAGCAUUCUUGUUUCUUGAUAAGAAUGGUGAUGGAAAACUGAACAAGAAAGACAUGAUCAAGGCACUAAAUGAGGCUUCUCCAUGGGAAAGAUCCCCUGCACGUGUCACCAGGACUAGAUUCAAAGAAAUGGACUGGGAUAAGAAUGGAAAGGUCAGCUUCAGAGAAUUCCUCUUUGCUUUUAUCAACUGGGUUGGGAUUGAAAGCGAUGAAGAAAUACCUGACUAAGAAGCUAACAGCGUCAAAGGGGCUACAAAGUAUCUGGAAUGAAGAUUAAGAUUUGUUCAUAUACCUAAGACAUCGUAAGUAUUUAGUCAAACUGUUGUUGCUGUAUCAUGCCACAUGUCAAUACUGUUAUCUUUCAGG